AUGGUACGAAGCGGCCGUCCGGGUUUGAGGAUACUACGCUUAAUAGGCGAGGUAGUAGUCGGUGUCUUUUUCCAGGCGCCGAUAGCAGGAGCGGCUCAACAAGAGGUAGAAACCCCUUUUGUACCAAAAAAGGCGAGUAGCAGAGCUGCGUUGGCGAGUAGCAGAGGGUCCCAUGAUGCGCAAAGCAAUGGUCCACUUGGCGUCGCCAAAACUCAUAGGAGAUGGUCGUUGCUGUUCGGCUGUGUUGUGUUGAAAAUUCAAAACGGCAGCAUGCGCAGGGGGGAUCACGUGGUUGAUGCAGGAGAUUCGUCGCUGGACUCGCUGCCAACAAUCAUCUCCAGCUAA
Molecule: messenger RNA, 345 nt
Organism: Pyricularia oryzae 70-15
Lineage: Eukaryota; Fungi; Ascomycota; Sordariomycetes; Magnaporthales; Pyriculariaceae
Exons: 5
Coding region: 1-345 (114 amino acids)
Source: RefSeq, a predicted model, not a curated record